GGCGCCUGAAGUCAUGUAUUGAGAGAGAGAGAGAUCGGCCAAACAUCGUCCAUCUUCAGUUGUCACUAUUCAUCGCGCUGCAGUUACAUCGAUACUUACGUUAGUUACUUAUUACAAUAGCAGUUAUGUGAGUUUAAAAAAAUCAAUGAGAUAACUGUAUACCGAAGAUUUACCAUGCAAUUUCUUAACCUGGAACUCACAAGUUAAAAGUCUAGGAUAAAAUUCUCGAUUCAAAGUCACUCGGAAUAAGUAGGUUAUAUACAAACAUAAUUCAUAAUCAUCGUGUUGAUGACGCAACAACUGCAAAAAUGACGACAUUGAAGCAUGAUAUUGUACUACCCAACAAAAUCCCAGAAUUAUUACUGGAAAAACAUGUCCAGUAUCUCAUCUCUUAUGAAAGUGAUAAAGAUGAAUAUCAGUCUCCCAAGAUUUAUUUGCUUUUCAGACUUACUGUAUGACAGAGCAUAUGAGGAUGUCUGGCAUGUAUUGGGGCCUUACUGCGCUAGAUGUAAUGGGAAAGUUAGAAAAAGCUGAUAAGCAACGGGUAUUAGAAUUUAUUGGUCAAUGUCAAAGUGACUGUGGUGGCAUCAGUGCCAGUGUGCGGCACGAUCCACAUUUACUUUAUACGCUCAGUGCCAUUCAGAUAUUGUGCAUUUACGAUGCACUGGAUGUGAUAGAUGUCGAGAAAGUUGUAAAAUAUGUCAGAGAGAGGCAGCAGCCGGAUGGAAGUUUCACGGGUGAUUAUUGGGGAGAAGUGGACGUCAGAUUUUCAUUCUGUGCUGUCGCUACUUUAUCGCUUUUGAAUCGCUUGGAUGCGAUAAACAUCGAUAAAGCGGUAGAAUUCAUAUUGAAGUGUAUGAAUUUUGAUGGGGCGUUCGGUUCGAAACCGGGGUCCGAGAGUCAUGCAGGUUUGAUAUAUUGUUGCGUGGGAUUACUUUCUAUAACAGGUCAUCUGCAUUUAAUAGAUGCAGAUCGUUUAGGAUGGUGGUUGUGCGAAAGACAACUGCCUUCGGGCGGUUUGAACGGUAGACCGGAAAAAUUGCCGGAUGUGUGUUACUCUUGGUGGGUUUUAUCAGCGUUGGCGAUCUUGGGACGCCUCCAUUGGAUAGAUAAGAAGCGCUUAGUGAAUUAUAUCUUGACUUGUCAAGACGUUGAAUCCGGCGGUUUCAGCGAUCGACCUGGUGAUUUAGCCGAUCCUUUUCACACGUUGUUCGGCCUCACCGCGUUAUCGUUGUUAGACAAGCACUAUUCGUUGAAACCGAUCAAUCCCACGUAUUGUAUGCCAGAGUAUGUAAUCCAGCGUUUAGGUCUCAGGCCGUCGAGGCUUGAUGUGUGAUUAUACACAUUACGUGUAGUGCAUGUUAUACAUUAUUUCUUAUCUACGUUAAAUAUACGAUUGUAGAUUUUCAAUAAAGCGUAUCUCUCUCUCUCUC
Odontomachus brunneus is the source of this 1433-nucleotide messenger RNA. RefSeq names its product geranylgeranyl transferase type-2 subunit beta (gene betaggt-II). Lineage: Eukaryota; Metazoa; Arthropoda; Insecta; Hymenoptera; Formicidae. Gene Ontology annotation, biological process: protein geranylgeranylation. Gene Ontology annotation, cellular component: Rab-protein geranylgeranyltransferase complex. The coding region runs from base 455 to 1336 and encodes 293 amino acids. The record is from RefSeq and is a predicted model, not a curated record. The transcript has 6 exons. Gene Ontology annotation, molecular function: Rab geranylgeranyltransferase activity.